GCGCAAUGCGACUUGCCAAAGCUCGGCCGGAAAUGGAUGCAAUACCAAGGGAUCAAUAACUGGGACGGAAUGCUCGACCCUCUUGACGAUACCCUACGUCAUGAAAUCCUCAGGUACGGCCAGUUUGUGGACGCGGCGUAUCGCUCCUUCGACUUCGACAUGUCGUCGCCGACGUACGCCAUGAGUCGAUACCCGAAGCGAUCGCUUCUGAGCCGAUCUGGGAUUCAGAAGUCUGGUUAUAGGAUAACGAGAAAUCUUCGUGCAACGUGUGGAAUUCUCUUGCCGAAGUGGAUUGAUGAAGUGCCAUGGAAGUUUAGUUUGCGUAGUUGGAUAGGUUACGUGGCGGUUUGUCAGGACAAGGAAGAGAUUGCGAGGCUUGGCCGGCGCGACGUCGUUAUCUCUCUGAGAGGGACGAGCACUUGCUUGGAGUGGUUGGAAAAUGCACGCGCUGCCUUGACCAGUUUACCGGAAGAUAUGGGAGGUAAAGGAGGAGAUCAAGCAAUGGUGGAGAAAGGGUUUUUGAGUCUUUACACAUCAAAGACGCCGAGGACUCCAAGUUUGCGGGAAAUGGUGAGAGAAGAAAUUAAGAAAAUUAUCCGAUCUUACGGAAACGAGCCACUAAGCUUGACGAUUACUGGUCACAGUCUGGGAGCAGCACUUGCGAUUCUAAGCGCGUACGACAUAGCCACCACAUUCAAGAAUGCACCCAUGGUGACGGUGGUUUCUUUUGGUGGCCCGCGCGUGGGGAACGAAAGUUUCCGGCGGCGGUUGGAGCAGAGUGGAACCAAGAUUCUAAGAAUAGUAAACUCCGAUGAUGUUAUUACGAAGGUGCCAGGGUUCGUGGCCAGAAAAGAUGACGUGGCAGGCGGUGGAAAGGCCCCCCUCGGAAGGCUACCACAGUGGCUGCAUAGGCGCGUGGAGGACCUGCAGUGGGUGUAUGCAGACGUAGGGCAAGAGCUGAGACUCAGUAGCAGAAAGUCUCCAUACCUUAAGAACUUCGAUCUCGCCACGUGUCAUGAUCUUAAGACAUAUCUUCUUCUGGUAAAGGAUUUUGUGAGCUCGACGUGCCCCUACACUCCAAAAACGACGCAGUGUCCAGCCCAAGCGUGGUUGUGA
Prosopis cineraria is the source of this 1116-nucleotide messenger RNA. RefSeq names its product phospholipase A(1) DAD1, chloroplastic-like. Gene Ontology annotation, molecular function: glycerophospholipase activity. NCBI's taxonomy places the organism in Eukaryota, Viridiplantae, Streptophyta, Magnoliopsida, Fabales, Fabaceae. The transcript has a single exon. Gene Ontology annotation, biological process: lipid metabolic process. The record is from RefSeq and is a predicted model, not a curated record. The coding region runs from base 37 to 1116 and encodes 359 amino acids.